AUGGAUAAUAAGGAGAUAAUGGUAGACGAAAAAUGGCAUCCAAUUCUAGGAGAAAGUGUACCCUUAACCGAGCCCCAACACUAUGUUAAGCUCAGUAAAAUUGUUAAUGCUCCUCUAUUACGCGCAAAUCAAACAAAUGGAAGCGUAUCUUUGGUUCUUUCCUAUAUCCGGCAAAAAGAUAUGUUUCAAACCCUCUCACAAUUUCCAAUCGCCUUUCCUUUGGUAAUUCCAGAAUUGGAUGAAGCAACAAAAUUCAGAGUGAUGCUCCCUUUUAUCAAACGGGAAACAAAACCUGGGACAAUAAUUGAAAAUCAUCUUUUUAAUAGCCAAUUUAGAAUGAUUGUUGCUAUUAGGAUUGGAACAAACACACCAGGUAAAAGUACUAUUCUAAAUUUAUUAAUGUCAUCAGAUUCUAUGUUCUCUUCGGCUGGUGAACCGGGAGCAGAAUACGGAACACCACAUAUGAUUGAUGGAAGUAUUGAAUUUACUUGGUUGACCCAAGAAACUUGUGGAGUGUGCCUAUGGAAGGAUGUUUUGGAAGAUUUCUAUAAAGAAAAUGAUGAGAUUGUAUUACUUGCAAAUUUACAUGGUGAUGCUUUUAAAUAUCUAGAACAGAUUAAUUUUUUAAAGCAAUUUCCAUCAAGUUUUUUGGUUUUUUUAAUGCCUGGACAUAAAGAAGAGCAAAAAGUGAUUUUUGAGAGUUUAAUUGAUUACAAAAAAAUUAUAUAUUGCUAUGUAGAUUCGGGAAAUAAAAGGCAAUCAAUUGAUACUAAACAAUUAACGAAAGACCAAACAUUAAAAAAAGUGAGAAAGAAGUUCAAAGAAGCUUUAAAAUUUGAGGUUUCGCCAUUUGAAGCCAAAAAUUUAAAGUUAGGAAGGUCGCUUCAGUUGGCUGAAGGGAUUGAGUUCCCGAAACAAUCUAGCGAUGGCUACAAACUUUUUCAAACCAAUCAUGAAUUGCAACAUUUAAUUAUGUUAUAUAUAAAUACCUUGAAAUUACCACUUGAUAAAAGAAGACGAGCUUUAGCGCAUAUUGAAAAAGAAGUAGCCAGGAUUUCUUCAAUAGAAUCUUCCGAAACCCGAAAUAUGGCUAUGUUGAAAAGAGAAGAGCAACGUAAAUCUGGUUUGCAAGAAAAUGAGAAAAAAGUUAAAAAUGAAAUUGCAAAAAUUUGGGAGGAAAUUGAUAAUAUGAGUUUAGGUCUAGAGCAUUUCUUCCGUGAAUUAGGUCAUAUUUAUAAAAUUAUUUCUGUUAGAGAUCAAAAUACUGAAAUUAUGAAGUUGCCAGAACUUUAUGCGGAACUUUUAAUUGGUGGACAUACUAUAGAAUUACUUGAUGGUGAUGCUGGAACUAUAUCUGAAUCUCUGUUCUCGGCCAUUUGCAAACACAUCCAUAAAUUAUAUCCUAAUCUUCGAAUUUUUGUGGUGAGCAUUCUUGGUUUACAAUCAUCUGGCAAGUCAACUCUUUUGAAUGCACUUUUUGCAUGUAGAUUUGCAGUUUCAGUUGGACGUUGUACUAGGGGUCUUUUUAUGCGGCUAUUAUUUUUAGAUAAAGAUUUAUCUAAUCAACUUGGUGUUGAUGCAUUUGUUCUGAUCGAUACCGAAGGCCUCGGGGCACCGGAAAAGAUGAAUGAACCAGAAUCGAAAAAAAAAGACCGAAUAUUAGCAACAUUUGCAAUGGGAGUUAGCAAUUUAACGAUCCUUAAUGUACUUGGAGAAUCUACGCGUGACUUGACGGAAAUUUUACAGAUUGCCAUUGUAACUAUGGCACGCCUUGAAAAGGCAGAUAUAGCCCCUGAUAUUCGUAUGGUACAACAUGUUUCUGAACGAAAUGCGGAAAAAUUAUCUGAGCCAGAACAGAAAUUUCGAGAAGCACUCCAAGAAGCUUUAAAAAUAGCAGACGAACAAGAUACUGUGAUGGGAAUAUCUAGCAUGAAGUGUCUUCAGAUUCUUGAUGAAAGAAUAAAAAAGGGUCAGCUUCUUAACCAAUUUCGACCAUUCAAAAAUGGGGCAACUGCUCACGCUCCACCAUCAGAACAAUAUCAUGAAGAUGUCGUUGAUUUAUAUAAUUCAAUACUUGAGGAUUGUAAGAACUCAAAAGGAAAAAUUGAAUUUGCAAAAUGGAGUUCGUUAAUUCCAAGUUACUGGAGAGCUGUCUCCAAUGAGGAUUUUGCUGUUCGAUUCAAAAAUAUUAAAGAGAUGUAUGACUUCAUUGAACUUAGUAAACAAAUUGACAAGGUGAAGGAAGCUAUUGAAGAUGCGUUUUUCCAACACAAGGAACUGAUUACGAAAAAAUUGCGCUCAAAGCUCAGUGAAUGGUCACAAGGUUAUGAGAAGGAUUCAGAUCUUAAAAAUAAAUGCUCUGAAUUGAUUAAUAAAGGGCUAAAGGAUGUUCCAUGUUGUAAUAGCAAUUGCGAGAAAUGUAAAAACACAUAUAAAGAAAGAGAGAAUUUAAGAAAGUAUCUUAAAGCGAAUAGGAAGGAUGAAAAAUGUGAAAUGGAAAUUAAUCAAACUAUUAAUAAUUAUAUUACACAAAAUUAUAAUUCAACUAUUAAAAAACUUACUCGAAUACUCGAAGCUAGCUUUAUUCGAAAAGGCCUUUCAUCUGAAUUUCUUAAAAUAAUUAACGAGAGCAUGGAAAAAAUUAUAAGCAAUAUGAGGGGCAGCAAAUUGACCGAUAAAGAACAAAAUACGACAACAUAUACUGUAUUAUCAAAAGAAACUGUUAGACCGGUAACAGAACCAAUAGAUGAAGAAGUCAAAGUUGAAUUUAAUAAUGUAGAACCUCUUUAUAGCAGAUAUAAAAAAGGAGUUCUACCGGAUUUAUCUAAAUGUCAUGCAUAUAAAUAUAUUGACUCCAAAUAUUUUUAUAUUUCUGACAGAUAUAAUUUACGUUGUCCAGAUGAGAGAGAUGCUAGUUUACUUGAGAAUGAUCUUAAUACGUUAACAGAUAUAAUCUUAAAAAAAAGAAAUUCUCAAUAUGUUUACCAUGGGAUUGUGCGUGAUCUUAGAAACGAAAUAGACAGAAUUAUUAAUAAAUUUUCAAACUUAUGGAAAAAACAACUUAUUCCUGAAUUUAAAUGGGAUGUCCAUUUAUAUGCUUUAUUGAUGUUUAAGACAAUCAUGAAAAGUUACCAAGAAAGAUGGGAGGAGGAAAAUAGCCCACUUUCUAUAUUUGAUCAAAAGAAAGAGGAAUAUAAGAAAAUCAUUGAUACCCGGCUUCAACAUGGAUUUUCGCUUGUUUCAGAAGCCCAUAUUAUUGGGGACUAUCUAUUAAAAGUCGUUCAUAAAAAAGCAAUGAAAGCAGGAAAUUUAGAAAGAAUAAAGACAGUAAAAGAUGUUGCGUGGAUGACUAGCAGUGAACUAGUGAGACUUAAAUAUUUUGAGAUGCUUGCAGAAAAGGUUCAAAAUGGUAAUAAUGAAGAAGCUAUAACUCACUUUGGCAUUCCAAAAAUAAGUAUAGAAGAUUGGUUUAAACGUAAAGUUAAUAGUGUUGAAAGUAAUGCAACUAUUGCGUAUAAUGAAACUUAUAAAUCAGAAUUUGAACAGGUUCUUCAGAAAAUUCGUAACUGUCAAAGUUUAGAAGCAAUUAAAAAUUAUGUAAAUAAUUAUAUGACAGAAGUUGAUGGUGUAGAUUACGAAGUUAAUAAUUUAAAAAAAGAUAAUAAAUUCGAAACGCAUCAUAUACAACAACUGCGUGAUCACAUUGCGAAGAGACUAAAAGAAUAUAAUGAUCCACGGUCAGAAUAUUUUCAGAAUCCAUCUGAAGAUGAAUCAAUCAUGAAGAUGCUUGGAUGUACUGAAACAUGUUAUUUUUGUGGUGCUUUAUGUUGGGGAUCUCGUGGUCAUGAUCAAAGAGCCGAUGAAACGAAAAAACAUCAGACCUGCCAUCAACCUG
This is a messenger RNA of Racocetra fulgida, 3895 nucleotides long. Lineage: Eukaryota; Fungi; Glomeromycota; Glomeromycetes; Diversisporales; Gigasporaceae. The record is from the annotation of a GenBank genome assembly.